AUGCAACAGCCACCAAUCGACUUUCACGAGCAUCAUCCUGAACCAAAUGGAGUGUGUAACGGUUCUCUAAUGCCCUCUUGCAGUAAAGAUGGUCUUCAUGAAAGUGACGAGGACGAGGAAGUCUCACAGGUGUUCUCGAAGAUUCACUGUUUGAUCCCGAGUAAGUCACAAGUGCUGUAUUAUCUCUCAUCGUCCACGAACUUUCGAAUCGUUCGAUCAGGACCCGAUCUACAAGUCACCGAUCGAUCAUGUUUUCCACUGUUAGACAUUUGGCCUGAACGUGCGUGUUGUUCCGAAUUAUGGCUUGUCGAAUCAUACGGAAGCCAAGUUUUGAUGGUCGCUGACCGAUCAUCAAAUGGAUGGUCGCCGUUCAGACGGAACACAACUAAUGUGCAAACAGCCACCGAUUGGAAUGGUGACAUAGUUGGACACCUAUUGCCUGGGAACCCAUUUCUCAUCCAAAAUGCGAACAGGACAACUAUUGCGAGAUGUGUGACUGUUGAAUGUGGAGAGCCAAGUAAUCGGGACGAAUGGUCGUGUCUUCUUGAAGCCACCGGACGAGAGGCUGCCCGUUUAGACUCAGCCGGAAAUCUGUCAUUCACCUGCGAGGUUGGAUUUCAACUUAAACUGCUCAUUGUGAUUGCUUUGGCAAGAACAAGAGCUACACGGCCACCACAACCGAUGUGCUGGCCAUUUUGGUUUCAA
Messenger RNA from Mesorhabditis belari, 705 nucleotides. The record is from the annotation of a GenBank genome assembly. NCBI's taxonomy places the organism in Eukaryota, Metazoa, Nematoda, Chromadorea, Rhabditida, Rhabditidae.